Brachypodium distachyon (stiff brome) is the source of this 2515-nucleotide messenger RNA. RefSeq names its product phospholipase A1-II 1. Gene Ontology annotation, biological process: lipid metabolic process. The transcript is spliced from 4 exons. Gene Ontology annotation, molecular function: glycerophospholipid phospholipase A1 activity. The coding region runs from base 1085 to 2275 and encodes 396 amino acids. Lineage: Eukaryota; Viridiplantae; Streptophyta; Magnoliopsida; Poales; Poaceae. The record is from RefSeq and is a predicted model, not a curated record.
UGCUUCAUUUGGAUUCAUCGACAGGGUCUUUCACUUGGAGUAAAUUUGUUCGAUAAAUGGAUUUAUGUGAAUUCAGUGGCUGAUAUGAGGCAUAAAGUUGAUUUUGGCAUGUCCUUUUCGCAUAAUGGGGAGCUCCUGGAUUCAAUUUUAGGUUUACUUGGAAUUUUUGCAAAAGCCUGACCAUUUCUUAUGAAACGAUUAUUGGAUGUGCAAAUCGGCCACAUAAUGCUGUAUUUUCAGGGUCAGCAUGGCACUGGGGCUUCUCCUUUGCGAUAUAGUUUGAUGCAAUGUGGGGGAGGAUCCAUUGAAGCUUAGCAUGCUCUGCAGAAUAGUUUGUCAGGAUAAUGAGUGGAGCACACGAACUCAUGAUAUCAUCUUAUGAGUUAUGACAGCAUACAAUGGUGCAUACUUCUUUCAUGUGAGCAGAGGCAUAGCCUGAAAUGAGUGUUGGAAACUUGGAACAUUUAGUUAAGUCAUGAUAAUUCCAUUCUGUCCAGGUGAAGGUCAAAAUGGGCUGCCAAACACACUAGGUAUAAUAGUAGCUCUCUCCACUGUUGUAAAAUCAACAACUUCAAGCUUUGAAGAAUCCAUGUGCGUAUGUCUUCUUUCUCAGGCUUGUCUUGUAAUCUACACUUAGCAUGUACAAUCUCAUUCCAAUGCAUUGCAAGCCUCUCCGGUUUGGAUUGGACAUCGUCACCUGUAAUCUGAAACUGCUGGGUUUAGACAUGCUCUUGUAAUACAGGUCCUUUGACAGGAUAUGCUUAUGGUCAGCCUCAGUUCAAUUAUUUGUCUGCUUUCUUCUGCAUAGAAUGACUAACUUAUGGCAGACAAGUUUUGCUUGGACCAGUUUGAGCGAACCAACAUAACAGACUGUCUGUUUCCUUGUAGUUGGAUCUCCAACUUUUUGGAAUGUCCCAAAUUCUACUUGAGCAUCCAAAUCUGGAUCAAUACCAGCAAAAACAUCUCUGAACAAGGUUCUAGCUCCAUGCAAAAUGUGUCCAAAAAGUAAGAUGCAGCAUGGAUGGAUGGUUGCUAAGUCCCGAAAGAUUUGGUCGAAUAAGAAGUUGUGGACACAGGAGCACUCAUGUCAAAAAUUAGUUCUCUGAGAGGAUUUGGAAAUAUUGCCAAAAGAUGGAGAGAACUCAAUGGUGCGAAUUACUGGAAGGGUCUACUUGAUCCACUUGAUGUCGACCUCCGUAAGAAUAUCAUCAACUACGGUGAGCUCUCACAGGCAGCUUACACGGGGCUCAACAGAGAGAGAAGAUCAAGGUAUGCAGGGUCUUGCCUCUUCAGACGCGAGGACUUCCUCAGCAGGGUGGAUGUAUCAAACCCUAAUCUUUAUGAGAUUACAAAGUUCAUAUAUGCAAUGUGUACAGUCAGUUUGCCUGAUGGGUUCAUGAUAAAGUCGUUGUCAAAGGCUGCAUGGAGCAAGCAGUCAAAUUGGAUGGGGUUUGUUGCUGUGGCCACCGAUGAGGGUAAGGAAGUGCUCGGGAGGCGGGAUGUGGUGGUGGCAUGGCGUGGGACAAUACGGAUACUAGAAUGGAUGGAUGACCUUGAUAUUUCUUUGGUACCUGCUUCAGAAAUAGUACGUCCAGGCAGUGCCGAUGAUCCCUGUGUUCAUGGAGGCUGGCUGUCCGUCUACACAAGUACUGACCCGGGGUCUCGGUACAAUAAACAAAGUGCACGGUAUCAGGUUUUGGAUGAAAUCAAAAGGCUACAAGAUGUGUACAAGCAAGAGGAGACCAGCAUCACCAUAACAGGCCACAGCCUUGGAGCCGCUCUUGCGACCAUCAGCGCCACCGACAUUGUCUCCAACGGCUACAACCAGAGCUGCCCAGUAUCAGCCUUCGUGUUUGGUAGCCCCAGAGUGGGCAACUCCGACUUUCAGAAAGCGUUUGACAGUGCAGAUGAUUUGAGAUUGCUCCGUGUCGAGAACUCCCCCGAUGUGGUCCCAAAGUGGCCAAAGCUAGGAUACAGUGAGGCUGGGACAGAGCUCAUGAUCGACACUGGGGAGUCACCCUACAUCAAGACACCCGGAAACCCCUUAACAUGGCAUGAUAUGGAGUGCUACAUGCAUGGGAUAGCUGGGACGCAGGGGAGCAAUGGAGGGUUCGAGUUGGAGGUCGAUCGAGACAUCGCGUUGGUGAAUAAACAUGAAGAUGCACUGAAGAAUGAGUAUUCAAUUCCAUCGUCUUGGUGGGUGAUGCAGAACAAAGGUAUGGUGAAAGGCAAGGAUGGUCGGUGGCAUCUGGCCGACCAUGAGGAUGAUGACUGAUUUGGCUUGCCACUUGAUCCUGAUACAAUUGUCACUACGACGACCGGGCAACAACUUGCAUCUUACUACGAUCAUUGCCUAAAAAUUUAUGCGGAAAUGUUCCCUAGAAAAAAAAAGGGCAAUUGUUCCUCGUGUGUUCUUAACUGUUUGUGAGUGAAGAAGUAUGUUUGAAAUGAUUUUUUUUUUCAGUGAACUGUUCUUUUGUUUCCGGGAUCAGUGAAAUUUUUUUAAAGUCUCGAA